GCCGAAGCAUGCGGUGUUUACGUUUUCCAUCGCACUUGUUUACAUUUUUUCCUGUGCAGCGCAACUUGUUCCAAUAAUGUUUGAUCGCACAAUUGCAGAGGCGGUAAUAAAACCAGACUGCAUAUCGAACUUUUGGCAAGCGGUUGAUAUCUAUCUAUUCAAAACACACGUGGUGAAUAAGAAACUGUUUGGUGUGAAAAAUGUGCUCAUAUUACCGUACAAAACUGCACCACCGUCGGCGGAAGAGACCUCCCAAGCGACGGAGCAUUUGCUGGACCAAAUAGUGGAAACCGAACUGGACAGCUUUGAACACGAAACUCGGAAGCGGCUUUUAUGCCUUGGCUGUGAGGUGCGAAAGGAAAAGGUGGAUAACAUUUCGCUCCAUGAAGUGUCGCAACAGGAGUACGAUGGAGCGAUCGUUUUAAACCGUCUCCUGCCGAAAAACAUCAACGUUUUCCAGCCAAUCGACGUUGCUUGUUGGAUAGAUUUUAGAUUCCUCCGGGUGCGGCUGCAGUGUCUUCAAAAGGAUAAAGUUACAACCUUGUUCCCAGCAUUUCCCUUCUUGCUGGAAGUGACUCAUGGAACACUUUCCAUUCGCUGCCAGUCCACCGACAACAUCGACGAACGGUCGAUCUAUUGGCUACGGGAAGUACUGCUGGAACGAAUGCAGAAAUGGAUGGAAUCAAACAUUCCCACCAAUGCGACGGGCACGAGCACCGCCUCCAUUCGAUCCCUUGCGCUCGUGGACAAUCUGGAGCAGUACAAUUGUCUUUUCAACGAGCUGAAACAAAAGUAUGGCCAAUCGAUGGUAUCCAUCUGGCCGGAGUGUACCGAUCCGCAGAAGUUCGUUUUCGAAGACAUCGCGAUAGCGGCGUACCUGUUGAUGCUUUGGAGAAAGGAGCGAACGACCAAGGGGCUCGAGUCACUUCAGUCUUUUGUGGACAUUGGCUGCGGCAAUGGGCUGCUGGUAUACAUUCUAGCAUCGGAAGGCCAUCGAGGUUACGGGAUCGAUUUAAGGAAACGGAAGCUGUGGGAUAUGUAUCCGGCCGAGCCGAAGGUUGACUUGCGUGUCGAAACGAUCGUACCGUCCAGCUCGUCGCUGUUCCCCGACAUCGACUGGAUCAUUGGCAACCAUUCGGACGAACUUUCGCCCUGGAUUCCGGUCAUUGCGGCACGAAGCUCGUACCGGUGCCGCUUUUUCCUGCUGCCCUGCUGUGCGUACGAGUUCGAUGGGCGUAAAUAUCAGCGGCAAAACUGUGCCCUCAGCCAGUACGGGGAUUUUCUGAAUUAUGCAGCAGAAAUUGCACGCGUCUGUGGGUUCGCGGUGGAGACGGAUCGCUUGCGUAUACCCAGUACGAAGCGCACGUGUCUGGUGGGAAGCACCAGAACGUACCCGGAGAUGGAGUACGAACAGCAGGACGGAAGGGUAACAGCAUUCAUCAAUGAACGAUCAAGUGGGGCUGAAACGGAAGAAAAAUCGGCUCAACAUGGUACGCCAGAGGAGAAUGUGCCUAGUUCCGGCAGCUGGUCGGCAGGAUUUAAACCAAGGGAAAGCACGGAAAAGGUACGCAAUUGUACGAAAAUCGAUCGAUCCGUGGUGGAUAAGAUUGUGGCGAUUGUGUUCGGAGAGCUGCUGGCAAAGCGACGCAUUCCGGCAGAGUUUGCCGAACGCAGCUGGAACGCUGGAGGGACGCUAGCACUAGAGGAACUAGUGAAAGCGAUCCCGCAGGAGCUGCUCGUUGCGCUUAAGGCAGAGUGUGGUGGGCUGCAAACGCUGUUGCGCAACAAUCAUCAAAUUUUCCGCGUCGAAAAGGGAACAGUGCAGCUGCGCAUACCGACUCGAAUAUCGGACACGCUCGAUGCGGCCCUUGCGAGGAAAAUGAAGAAGGUGAAGAGCUUUAAACCGAUUAACUUUAAGCAACGUGUUUGUUGGUUUUUCGUCAACCAUCCGGAUGGUUGCCCGUUGGCAGAGAUGGACUGUAAGUUCAACCACGGAAGCUGAGAGCUGAGAGAGAACCAAUUGUCUUGAUACGUCUUUAUUUGAUGUAAAUAAACUGUUUAAAAUUGCAUAAAUUUUAAACUUCUCCCCAUCCGA
Anopheles arabiensis is the source of this 2095-nucleotide messenger RNA. RefSeq names its product probable tRNA (uracil-O(2)-)-methyltransferase. Gene Ontology annotation, molecular function: metal ion binding; tRNA (uridine) methyltransferase activity. NCBI's taxonomy places the organism in Eukaryota, Metazoa, Arthropoda, Insecta, Diptera, Culicidae. The coding region runs from base 77 to 2002 and encodes 641 amino acids. Gene Ontology annotation, biological process: tRNA methylation. The record is from RefSeq and is a predicted model, not a curated record. The transcript is spliced from 2 exons.